Knipowitschia caucasica is the source of this 1146-nucleotide messenger RNA. NCBI's taxonomy places the organism in Eukaryota, Metazoa, Chordata, Actinopteri, Gobiiformes, Gobiidae. The record is from the annotation of a GenBank genome assembly.
AUGGCCCAUCAUAAAGAUCAGUCCUUCGCCAGCCGCUUUUUUCACCGCUGCCUUAAUAAAAGUUACCAGGACCAGAGAGGACAGGAGAGUGAGCUGCCGCAUGUCUCAGAGUACACCAUACUUUGGGAUAAGUUGAUGAAAGAGUUCUUAGCCAAAGCCAAAGAGGAUUUUCUAAGAAAGUGGGAAUGUCCUCCUCAGUGCACAACUGGCCUGGAUGAUUUUGACCGUUUCAAGACGCUGGGUACCGGCUCAUUUGGCCGUGUUAUGCUCGUCAAACACAAAGGCACAAACCAAUUCUAUGCUAUGAAGAUCUUGGACAAACAGAAAGUGGUGAAGCUAAAGCAGAUAGAACACACUUUAAAUGAAAAGAGAAUUCUGCAGGCUGUGUCCUUCCCCUUUCUGGUGAGACUGGUGUACGCUUUCAAAGACAACUCAAACUUGUAUAUGGUGAUGGAGUAUGUGCCUGGCGGAGAGAUGUUCUCACAUCUUAGACGCACUGGGAGAUUCAGUGAAAAUCAUGCACGGUUUUAUGCAGCUCAGAUUGUACUCACUUUUGAGUACCUUCACUCAUUAGACCUAAUCUACCGAGACCUAAAGCCAGAAAAUCUGCUCAUAGAUCAACAUGGCUACAUUCAGGUGACAGAUUUUGGAUUUGCGAAGAGGGUUAAAGGCAGGACCUGGACGUUGUGUGGGACCCCUGAGUACCUGGCUCCAGAAAUUAUCCUCAGCAAGGGCUACAACAAAGCUGUGGACUGGUGGGCUCUGGGGGUACUGGUUUAUGAGAUGGCUGCCGGUUACCCUCCUUUUUUCGCUGAUCAACCAAUUCAAAUAUACGAAAAGAUUGUAUCUGGAAAGGUACGAUUCCCUUCUCACUUCAGUUCAGAUUUGAAGGAUCUCCUUAGAAAUCUACUCCAAGUAGACCUGACGAAGAGAUUUGGUAACCUGAAGAAUGGGGUAAACGACAUUAAAAAUCACAAGUGGUUCUCGUCAACAGACUGGAUUGCCAUCUAUGAAAGAAAGAUUGAGGCUCCUUUCUUGCCAAAGUGCAGAGGACCUGGAGACACAAGUAACUUUGAUGACUAUGAAGAGGAGGAGAUCCAUGUGUCCCAAACAGAAAAGUGUGCAAAGGAAUUUGCUGAGUUCUAG